ACAGAGGAGUCGAGCUCAGAGACAGUCGGACUUUAAUACUUGUCGUCGUCUGAUCCGGAAGUCAGCGGGACGCUGACGGUGACCCGUAUCAGGGUCCAGCCCGGAGCUUUCAGUCAUGGUCUUCGAGUCUCUGGUCAGCGACUUGCUGAACAGGUUCAUCGGAGACUACGUGGAGAACCUCGACAAGUCCCAGCUCAAGAUCGGGAUCUGGGGAGGAAAUGUUGUCCUCGAGAACCUGAGAGUGAAAGAAAAUGCUCUGAGUGAAUUCGAUGUUCCCUUCAAAGUGAAGGCUGGGCAGAUUGGGAAGCUGACGUUGAAAAUUCCCUGGAAGAACCUCUACAACGAUGCCGUGGUCGCCACGUUGGAGGGUCUUUACCUUCUGGUUGUCCCUGGAGCCACGAUAAAGUAUGAUGCAGCGAAGGAGGAGCGCUACCAGCAGGAGGCGAAGCAGAGGGAACUGCAACGCAUCGAGGACGCGCUACAGAUGGCUGCACGCAGAGCAUCUCAAACCGGAGAUCUGCUUUUCAGUCUGGAGAGUGUUGUUUAUAAGGAACCGCACAACGUCCCAAAAGGACGUAAAAAACACAAAAAGCACAAAAAAGGCUUGAAGAAGCUGAAACGACACGACCACAAAGAAGACAAACCUAAGGAGGAGAAGAAGGACACGUUUGUGGAGAAACUCGCCACUCAGGUGAUUAAAAACCUGCAGGUGAACAUCAGCAGCAUCCACUUGCGCUAUGAAGAUGAUCUGUCAGACCCACAGCGCCCCCUGUCUAUGGGAGUGACACUGUCAGAGCUCAGCCUUAAGACCACCGAUGAGACCUGGAAGGAGUGCAUCCUGAAUGAAGCAGCAAAGAUCAUCUAUAAGCUCGGCAGUCUGAAGUCUCUCUGCGCCUACUGGAACGUCAACAGUCCGAUCUUCUACAAAGGAUCGUGGGAGGACAUCGUGGGCCAGCUGAAACGUGGGAUCUGCACUGAAGACCAGGAGCUCCGUCACUAUCAGUACAUUUUCAAACCGAUCUUCGCUUCUGCUAAAAUAUGCAUCAACCCGAACGCUGAGCUGGAGCUGAAAAGUCCGAAGGCAAACCUUCAGCUGGAGGUCCAGAACAUCGCCAUUGAGAUGACCAAACCACAGUACCUCACCAUGGUGGAGCUGCUGGAGUCCAUUGACUGCAUGGUGAAGAACGCCCCCUACAGGAAGUUCAGGCCUGACGUCCCCAUCCGUGGAAAUGCCAAACUCUGGUGGAAGUACAGUUUCAGCUGCAUCACGGAGGCCCACCUCCGCCGCUUCGCUCACAUGUGGUCCUGGUUUAACAUUAAACAGCACCGCGAGAACCUGAGGGCUUACAAGACCGCCUACAAGACCAAACUGCUGAGCCAAAACAAAGUGAGCCAGGAAACGGAGCAGCAAGUCCAGGAUCUGGAGAAAGUUCUGGACGUGUUCAACAUCACUCUGGGCCGACAGCAGGCCCACAUGGAGGUCAUCAGAUCAGGACAGAAGGUGGCGGCAAAGAAAGCGGCGGCCGGACAAAAGCAGGGCGGCGGUUUCUUCAGCAGCUUUUUUGGGAGGAAGGCUAAAAAAGAGGAGCAAGCUCCAGAGGAGCGCGAGGAGGCACAGAGUUCGGGGCUGGACCAAAUCAUGACCGCCGAGGAGAAGGAAAAACUAUAUACAGCCAUCGGGUACAGCGGCAGCUCUCACAGUCUGGCUUUACCCAAACAGUAUGUAGCUGUGAUCGUCAAUUUCCAACUGUUGAGGACUUCGGUGACGGUCAGAGAGGAACCCAACGUCCCCGAGAUCCUCAAGAUCCAGAUGAUCGACCUCAAAACAAAAAUAUCUCAGAGACCCGGAGCUCAGGCCAUCAGGGUGGAGGCAGCCUUGCAGCACUGGUUCGUUACCGGUUUGCAGCAGCAGGGGGCGACGCCCUCACUCAUUGCCUCGGUGGGCGAUUCGUCCUCGUCUCUGCUCCGCGUUGUGUUUGAGUUGAACCCCGAGGAAAGCACCGGAGACCAGCUGCUCAGAGUCCAGUCUCAGCCUGUGGAGAUCAUCUAUGAUGCGCUGACCGUCAACAGUGUGGUCGACUUCUUUAAGACGGAGAAAGGUGUGGAUCUGGAGGUCCUGACCACGGCCACGCUCUCCAAACUGGAGGAGAUCAAAGAGAAAACGGCCACAGGUUUGUCUCACAUCAUCGAGACCAGAAAGGUCCUGGACCUGAGCAUCGACUUGAAACCGUCCUACCUGCUGUUACCAAAAACAGGCUUCUACAGCAGCACCUCAGACCUCAUUAUCGUGGACUUUGGCUGCUUCCAGUUGAACAGUGUUGAGCAAAGUGGCAUCCGAUCGUCCUCUUCCUCUUUCUCGUCUCUGGAGGAAAUCAUGGAUCGAGCCUAUGACAGAUACAGCGUGAAGCUGAGCCGAGUUCAGGUGCUCUACAGCAAGUCAGGUGAGGCUUGGAAGGUAGCUCGGCAGCAGGGUUCAUCAUUCCAACACAUCCUCCAGCCGAUGGAUGUCACUCUCAGUUUGGCUAAGUGCAUGGUGGAAAAGGAUGCCAGGAUGCCCAGGUUUAAGGUGUCAGGUGAGCUGCCUUUGCUUCACGUCAAAAUCUCAGACCAGAAGAUCCACAGUGUCAUGGAGCUGGUGGACGGCAUCCCUCUUCCCAACAUGGACUCACCAUCACCAUCCACCCCAACACAGAAGGUCUUGCCGCUGGUGCAGGCCAGACCGCGAGCACUUAACCUUCACCCCACCCUCCUGGACACCAUGGAAACGGAUUCGGACGAAGACACCAGUGAGAAGUCGACCGAUGAGGAUCCUCAGCGCUCGACUACGGAGGAACUCACGGACGUCCACUUCAAGUUUGAAGUCAGAGAGGUGCUGGUGGAGCUGACCCGACAGGUGAAAGAGGAGAAGACCUUCCUGUCCUUCAGCAUCUGUCACCUGGGAGCCGAAGGGAAGAAACGGAGCUUCGACCUGAGCGUCACCUCGUACCUGCAGCGAGUCAUGCUCGACUACUGCGACCUGCCAGACGGUGUGAAACAUCCUCUUCACCUCAUCAGGUCCUCAGAGCACAGCACCAACCUCCUGAAGGUGGAGUUCAUCAAGGCUGACCCCAGCGGUCCCAACUUCCAGACCCUGUUCAACAACACUGAGCAGACACUGAAGGUGGAGUUUUCCUCUCUGGACUUCCUCCUUCACACCAAAGCUCUGCUGUCAACCAUCAACUACCUGAACAACGCCAUGCCGCCGCAGCUCAGCGCCACCGGAGACAAAGAUGUCAAAAAGCAGGCGGAGAAGACGGGAAAGAGCCGGGCAGUAUCUAAAGGAGCUAAAGAUGCAGGAAUCUUCAACUUCAAGUUGUUCGCCAUGUUGGGCUGUUUCCACGUGGAGGUGUGCGAUGACCGUCGCAGCAUCGCUGACAUCCGAGUCCAAGGAAUUGAUGCGUCUGUGUUGGUGCAGGCGAAGGAGACAGAGGUGUUCGCCCGGCUGCGAGACAUUGUGGUCACAGACGUCAACCCCAAUACCAUCCACAGAAAGGCGGUGUCCAUCAUGGGUGAGGAAGUGUUCAGCUUCAAGCUGUCUCUGUUUCCCGGGGCGACCGAGGGCGACGGCUACGGCGACGUGUCGAAGGUGGACGGGAAGGUCACGCUGCGUCUGGGCUGCAUCCACAUCGUCUACCUGCACAAGUUCCUCAUGUCUCUGCUGAUGUUCAUUGACAACUUCCAGACAGCCAAAGAAGCUCUGAGCGCCGCGACAGCUCAGGCAGCAGAGAAGGCUGCGUCCAGCGUUCGAGACUUUGCCCAGAAGAGUUUCCGUCUGUCCAUGGACAUCAAGCUGAAGGCCCCGCUCAUCAUCAUCCCCCAGUCCUCCACCUCCUAUAAUGCCGUGGUGGUGGACCUGGGUCUGAUCACGGUGGGAAACAGCUUCUCUCUGCAGCCAGCUGAAGGUUUCCCUUUGCCAGCGGUGGUGGAGAAGAUGGAUGUCCAGCUGACACAGCUGAAACUGUCCAGAACUACACUGAAGCAAGACUUAUCUCUGCCAGACAUUGAGAUCCUUCAGCCAAUCAACUUAGAGCUGCUCGUCACCCGAAACCUGGCUGCUUCCUGGUUCUCCAAGAUUCCCGGAGUCCGGGUCCAGGGAGUCCUCCGGACCCUGAAUAUGAGUCUGGGUGAAGAAGACCUCGGAGUCCUGAUGAAGAUUCUAGUAGAGAACAUUGGAGAGGGGAGCAAAGAGCACAGCAUGGAUGUCAAGAGACAGGUGGCCCAAGAGAAGGCGGAGCUCGCUGAGCAGCUGGUCGAUGUGCUGGCAUUACCAGCAGCAUCUAAUGGUGUGGUGGCUGCAACCAGUGAAAUUCAGAAUGAAAACACCGUCAAUGUUCUCCUCAACUUUGAAGUGGAAGAGGUGCUCCUAACUCUGAGAAAGCCAAAGGAACAGAAGGAGUCGCCUUUCCUGGUCUUUCACGUCGCCCAAAUGGGCAUCAACACACACGUCAGAAAAUACGACAUGUGCGCAGCAACAUACAUCAAAAAGAUCACUUUGAAGUGCCUGGAGUUCAAAGACUCGAGCGGGGAGCCGCUGUGCCUCAUCAGCUCUUCAGUACAGUCUGGAGCUGAGCUGCUCAAAGUGGAGUAUUGUAAGGCUGACCGUGCCGGACCGAACUUCUCCACCGUCUACAAGAACAUCGAGCAGCUGAUCAAUGUGACCUUCACCUCGCUCGACGUCAUGCUUCACACUGAAGCUCUGCUGUCAGCCAUCAACUUCCUGUCAACAGCGCUGUCCUCCGGUGGCAGCGUUCCGUCUCCAGAGAGAGAAGUCCGACCAAAGACGGAGGAUAAGACGGUUUCUGCCAAGUCCACUGCCCUGGUAUCACCGGCUGACUCUGAGGUCAUAGACCUGAAGGUCGCCAUGGCUCUCGGGGCCUUCAACGUCCUGGUGUGCGACCAGUCCUGUAACAUUGCCGACAUCAAGAUCCAAGGUAUGAAUGGCUCGUUGCUGAUGCAAGGACCUCAGACUCAGAUAUCAGCCGGCCUGCGAGAUUUCAUUGUUCUGAAUGUUGAUCCCAAAAGUUUCCACAAGAAGGCCAUCUCCAUCGUGGGCGAUGAGGUGUUCAGCUUCAGCAUGAGUCUGACCCCUAACGCCACAGAGGGCGCCGGCUACGCCGACACGUCCAAAACCGACGGCAAAGUGAGGUUAAAUGUGGGCUGCAUCCAGGUGGUGUACCUGCACAAGUUCUUCAUGUCCCUGCUGAACUUCACCAACAACUUCCAGACAGCUAAAGAAGCUCUGAGCGCUGCAACAGCUCAGGCAGCGGAGAAGGCUGCGUCCAGCGUUCGUGACUUCGCCCAGAAGAGUUUCCGUCUGGCCAUGGACAUCAAGCUGAAGGCCCCGCUCAUCAUCAUCCCCCAGUCCUCCACCUCCUACCAUGCUCUGGAGGUGGACCUGGGUCUCAUUACUGUUGGGAACAGCUUCUCUCUGCUGAACGUCGCGGGAUGUCCGCUGCCGGCCGUCAUAGACAAUAUGGACGUCCAGUUGGCAGAGCUGAAACUCUCCAGGACCUGCAUAGACUCAAACCAACCCACCACAGAGCUGCUGGAACCGGUCAACCUGCACCUGAACAUCAAGAGAAACCUGGCAGCUUCCUGGUACAAGAAGAUGGCUGCUGUGGAGAUCGAUGGAGAUCUGAAACCCAUGAAGGCGAAGCUCAGUCAAGACGACCUGAAGGUGCUGCUCAGGAUCUUGAUGGAGAAUCUGGGAGAGGCCGGAGGUUCGGAGCCCACCGCUGCCCGGCAGGAGACCAGCCUGCAGGUCCGAGCAACUGGGGCCACUCCAGCAGGUGAUGCUGCGAAGAUGAGUGUGAGCCACGGUGAAGAGGACGAUGAAGAUUUGGAGACUGUGAAGUUUAACUUCAACAUCGAGUCUCUUGGUCUGGUUCUGUACCUCAACCCCAAACAGCCCUCAGAUCUCCAGCACCAGCAAGACCUCAGACUGGGGGAGUUCGCCCUACACUUGCUAAAAACUUCAGGGAAGAUCCUGACCAACGGCAGCAUGGAGGUGAACACGGUCCUGACUGCCUGCACACUGGAUGACCUGCGGAUCGGCAUGGAGAGGGUAACGUCACGGAUGGUGAGGCGAAGAGACGAGGACAGCUCAGAGGUCACGAUCGAUGUGACGUACCGGCAGAGCGCAGCAGAACGGGAGGUGGUGGCUGUUCUGCAGAAGCUCUAUCUGUGUGCGAGCGUGGAGUUUCUGAUGGCCGUCGCAGAUUUCUUCCUGCAGGCUUUGCCGCAGAGUUCAGCUCCAACCACCUCCUCUGCACCGAGCGACAGACUGCAGCUGAGACAGACCGCGGAACCACGAACCGACCCCAAGACCGCCUCCACAGUGAAGACUCGUCUUCGGGCGGUGGUUGUCGACCCAGAGGUGGUGUUUGUGGCCAGCCUGAUGAAGGACGACGCCCCGGCCCUCGUGGCCUCAUUUCAGUGCGACUUCACUCUGCAGGCCGAGGAGGACGGCACCCAGAACAUGAGAGCAAACCUGAGGGAGCUGAAGGUCCUCGCCUGCCCCUUCAUCCGAAACAAAGAGGACAAGGGUGUGACCACCGUGCUGAGACCUUGUUCAGUCGCCUUGGAAACCAAGACCCUCCCCAAUCAGCCUCUGCGGGGCUCGAUGACGGUGCAGGAAAUCAUUAUUAAGAUCUCGCCAUUUAUCCUCAACGCCGUGAUGACGAUAACAGCCGCCAUGAUGGCGAGGCAGAAGGAUGAGCAGAGUGAGGCCUUGAAGCCUGAAGUCGGUAACCUGUGGUCGGUCAUGAACAUCUACGACUGUAACUACUGGUUCCUGGGAGUGGACCAGGCCACCGAAGUGACCGAGAGCUUCAAAGAACCAGACGGACGCAACGAAGGGGAGAGCUUCGGCAUCGAGGUUAAGGUGGUCCAGGUGACGCUGGAGUCCGGUUUGGGUCAUCGGACGGUCCCUCUACUGCUGGCCGAGUCCUCUUUCAGUGGACUGGCCAAAAACUGGUCUUCUCUGCUACAGCUGAGAGCGGACCUGACGCUGGAGGUGAACUACUUUAACGAGACCCACGCGGUGUGGGAGCCUCUGCUCGAACGGGUCGAUGGCGGCAGACGCAGGUGGAACCUGGAGAUUGAGAUGAAGAACAACCCGAUUCAAGACAAAAGUCCCGUUCAUGGAGAUGACUUCAUAUUUCUGCCUGAUCCUCGCACUGCCAUUAGCAUCUGCUCCAAGGACACCAUGAACAUCACCAUCUCCAAGUGCUGCCUCAAUGUUUUCCAGAACCUCGCCAAGGCGUUCUCAGAGGGAACAGCUUCCACCUUCGAUUACUCUCGGAAGGAGAAGGCCCCCUUCACCAUUAGAAACUCUCUGGGAAUUCCCCUCAUCAUGGAGCACAGUGCCAACUUGAGGCUGGUGGGAUCUCUGGGGCAGGGGAAACUACAUGAGCUGCCGGUGGAUCAAAACAUGGAUCUGGAGCACUCCGUGUUCGAACCGGCAUCCAGAGGCAAACUAUCAGCUCUUCAGCGGCAAGAGAGCUGCCUGUUCAACCUCACCAUCGUGCCCUCAGGAUACAGCGAGAUCACCAACAUCGCUGUGGACAAACCGGGUCGCCGCCUCUACAACAUCCGCGGCCCGAAUCUGCAGGAGGCCGUUUCUGUGCUGCUGCAGAUCGACGCCGACGAAGGCAACAAGGUCAUCACCGUUCGCUCGCCGCUGCAGAUAAAGAAUCAUUUCUCAGUGCCGUUCACUAUCCUGAAGUACUCGCCGCAGUCCAGAAGUCUGCAGGCUAUCGGACGCGCCGACCCGGAGACGGAGUUUCACGUCACCUUAGAAACAUACAGAUCUCAGCUGUUUUUGCAGCCAGCGGGAGAGCUGAAUGGUCGGUACGGUCCAUCCUCCACCUGCAUAUCCUGGAAGGAGCAGGUGCACCGCAGCUUGGAGGUGUGUUCAGUCCUGCAGUGUCCUGCGUCCGAAAGCAGCCUGCUGCCGCUGAUGGUCAGCACGGUGGCUGUCCCCGACGACCUGCGACACAUCGCCAGCCACGGAGAAGAGGAUUGGGACCCCGCCUAUGUCAUCCAUCUCCAUCCAAUGGCCACGCUACGCAACCUGCUGCCCUACACCAUCUGCUACAUGAUGGAGAGCUCAGCAGACAGCUCUGAGCUUCAGGAGGGCAGCACGUCCGACCUGCUGAACGCUCGGGUCUCAGGGGAGAUUGUGUCGCUGGUGCUGAUCAAGUAUCAAGGACGCAACUGGCACGGACACAUUCGGAUCGAAAAGGAAAUGCCGGAGUUUUUGGCCAUCUGUCUCACCUGCGACUCGGACAUGAACAUGACGGUGGACAUCAACGUUCACGUGAAGAGGACCGCGAGCCGCCUGCUACUGUCGCUCUUCAGUCCGUACUGGAUCAUCAACAAGACGUCCCGAGUGCUGCAGUACAAAGCCGAGGACGUCUGCGUCAAGCACCCGGCCGACUACCGAGACAUCAUCCUGUUCUCCUUCAAGAAGAAGAACGUGUUCAGCAAGUGCAAGCUCCAGCUGUGCGUCUCCACCAGUUCCUGGUCCGAUGGGUUUUCUCUGGACACGGUGGGGAGUUACGGCUGCGUUCGUUGUCCUGCCAACCACAUGGAUUUCUUGGUGGGUGUCAGUAUCCAGAUGAGCAGUUUUAACCUGAGCAGGAUCGUCACCAUGAGUCCUUUCUACACUCUGGUGAACAAGUCGUCCUAUGAGCUGGAAGUGGGAGAAGUGAGCAGCCAAACCAAGUGGCACUACAUCUCCUCCACUGAGUGCCUCCCUCUGUGGCCGGAGAACGGCUCGGGGAAAUUGUGCGUCCGUGUCGUCGGGUCUGACUCCUCCUCCGAGUCCUUCUUCUUCAAUAAACAGGACAGCGGCACCCUGCUGAGGACGGAUAUGUGCGGGGGCAUCAUCGUGGACGUCAACCUCUCCAAUCACUCCACUGUCAUCAGCUUCACUGAUUAUUAUGAAGGUGCAGCUCCUGCCCUGCUAGUUAACCACACACCCUGGGCCACCAUCAGCUACUGUCAGAGCGGCUCGUCGGUGGUUCACCAGUUGAAACCCAGCGAGGCUCGGCAGUUCGCGUGGGACGACCCGACAGGAGUCCGCAAGUUGUGCUGGAGAUGUAACGAUAAUUCAGGAGAGCUGGAUCUGCUGAAGGAUGAUGUGGGUCAGUUUUCCUACGACAGCCGGUCUCAGAUCCACUGGGUUUCCUUCCUGGAUGGACGCCAGCGGGUGCUGAUAUUUACUGAGGACGUUGGGGUGGUGACGAAGGCUCGACAGGCCGAGGAGCUCGAGCAGUCCGAACAGGAAGUAAAAGUGUCGUUGCAGAACCUCGGAUUGUCGCUGAUCAACAACAGCAAGCGGCAGGAGAUCGCGUACAUCGGCAUCACCAGCUCAGGCGUCGUUUGGGAAAUGAAGCCAAAGAAUCGCUGGAAGCCGUUCAAUCACAAGAACAUCAACCUGCUGGAGAAAGCCUACCAGAGUCAGCUGAGCGGGAACACGGGCGGAGGAUGGGUCAGGCUGGACAACAACCUGGAGGUGAACCUCAGCGGACCCACCAUGAUGAUGCGUCAGCCGUUUUCCUGCCAGGUGAGGAGGAACUUCCUGUCUGGGAUCCAAGUGGAGUUCAAGCAGUCGGUGCACCAGCGCAGCCUGAGAGCCCAGCUGUACUGGCUGCAGGUGGACAAUCAGCUUCCAGGUGCCAUCUUCCCCAUCGUCUUCAAUCCAGUUCCUCCUCCAAAGUCCAUCGUUCUGGACUCAGAGCCAAAACCCUUUAUUGACGUGUCCAUCAUCACCAGGUUCAACCAGCACAGCAACGUCAUGCAGUUCAAGUACUUCAUGGCUCUGGUCCAGGAGAUGGCAGUGAAGAUCGAUCAGGGUUUCCUGGCAGCCAUUUUGGCUCUGUUCACUCCAGCUGUGGACCCUCAAGCUGACAGCAAAAAGCGUGGGCUGAUCGAGCAGGAUCUGCAGACCCUGCAGGCCGAGCUGAUGGAGGCGUCGCUGACGGACACGUCUGGACUCAGCUUCUUCGAAUACUUCCACAUCUCACCCAUCAAGCUCCACCUCAGUCUGUCUCUGGGCUCCAGCGGUGACGACUCAGCUGAGGAGACCGCGGCCAUUCAGUCUCUGAACCUGCUGCUCAAAAGCAUCGGAGCCACGCUGACCGACGUCGACGACAUCAUCUUCAAACUGGCCUUCUUCGAGGUGAAGCACCAGUUUUACAGCAGAGAUAAGCUGAUGUGGGUGGUGACCCGACACUACACCGAACAGUUCUUGAAGCAGAUGUAUGUUCUGGUUCUGGGUCUGGACGUGCUGGGAAAUCCAUUUGGACUGAUCCGAGGUCUGUCUGAGGGGGUGGAGGCCUUCUUUUACGAGCCUGUCCAGGGAGCCGUUCAGGGUCCAGAGGAGUUUGCUGAAGGUUUUGUGAUCGGCGUCCGCAGCCUGCUGGGCCACACAGUCGGUGGCGCUGCAGGCAUGGUUUCCAAGAUCACGGGGUCGGUGGGUAAAGGUCUGGCAGCCAUCACUAUGGAUAAAGAGUACCAACAGAAACGGCGGGAGGAGAUGAACCGACCGCCCAAAGACUUCGGAGAAAGUCUGGCUAAAGGAGGAAAAGGACUGCUGAAGGGAGUCGUUGGCGGAGUAACCGGCAUCGUCACCAAACCUGUGGAGGGAGCGAAGAAGGAGGGAGCGGCCGGUUUCUUUAAGGGGAUCGGUAAAGGUCUGGUGGGGGUGGUCGCCCGGCCAACAGGCGGCAUCGUGGACAUGGCCAGCAGCACCUUCCAGGGCAUCCAGAGGGCGGCCGAGUCGACAGAAGAAGUGACCAAACUUCGGCCGGUGCGUCUGAUCAGGGAGGACGGGAUCAUCAGGCCGUAUGACCUGACGGAGUCGCAGGGAUUCGACCUUUUCCAGCGGUCAGAGAUCAAACAGCUGGAGGGUGAAGUGUUCAGAGAUCACUGUCAGUAUCCUGGACACAGAAAGACCAACAUCAUCAUCACCAACAGGAGGGUUUUGUGUGUUAAGGAGAUAGAAUUUGUGGGUCACUUCAACAAAGAGUGGGAAUGUUUGUAUGAGAACUUCUAUCGUCCUCCAGCUGUGAUGGGAACUGAACUGAGGAUUUACAGCAAGGAGCAGCAGAAGCUGAAACUGAAGAGAGAUGGUCAGGAGCCGGUGAGGAGCAUUCAGCUCAAAGACUCUAACACUGCUCAGAAGCUGCAGACCGCGAUAUCUGAUGCUCAGAUGGCACAGCAGCAGCGCCGCAUGGCGAGACAGAUGUCCCAGCGCUUCCUGAAACCAGGCAACAAGCAGUGAGGUCACUUCCUGUCAGCAGCUGAUUCAUAUGAAAUAUUUGGAAAGCUUGGAGGAGGUGUCCAUAUGAACUGUGCAUCUGUUCCUUUAAGAACAUGUAGAAUGAUUUGUGCCUGCGUUCAACUGAAACUGUCCAAUCAGAGUCGAGGAGGCAGGCAGUGACGCAACACUGUAAUCUCUCACUUAUGAAACGAAAGGAAUCAUGGGAUUGUAGUUUUCUUUGUUGUUUCAGUCCACAGGAAAAAGUGGGUGCAGCUACUGAAGUUUCAUUUUGACUUUGUGUUUCUAAAGAAUAAAAAAUCAAGUUAUUAUUUUAUUCCUGGCCAGCUGCAAUACUGUGUCUGAUGAUGAAGCCAUAAAAACAUGUUGCACUAAAAGAACAUUUAAUCUUAUUUUUGUUUAUGAUGAAUGCUGUUGUUCAUUUUCAGUUAAAGACAGAGAUUAAAAUAAUUUUCUGUGAAACGCAGUUAUUAUUAAUAAUCCCAAAGCAUUCUUUGAUCAGCGAGUUUGAGCUGCAGAUCUUUGUUUAAACUGAACAAUGAAAAAUGUUUUUCACAAGGAACAAAUGAAUGUUUACAUUGUUUCAAUCCUGCUGAAAAUGUUCUUUAUUUUUUUGUUUUUUGCUGAAACUUUCUUUUUUUUUUGUCUCUGUUAACGUUUGGCCGAAGGUGCAUUUAUGUUGGAAAUUAAAA
Molecule: messenger RNA, 12018 nt
Organism: Archocentrus centrarchus (flier cichlid)
Lineage: Eukaryota; Metazoa; Chordata; Actinopteri; Cichliformes; Cichlidae
Gene: vps13c
Product: vacuolar protein sorting 13 homolog C
Exons: 86
Coding region: 116-11329 (3737 amino acids)
Biological process (GO): protein targeting to vacuole; protein retention in Golgi apparatus; mitochondrion organization
Source: RefSeq, a predicted model, not a curated record